Molecule: messenger RNA, 589 nt
Organism: Danio rerio (zebrafish)
Lineage: Eukaryota; Metazoa; Chordata; Actinopteri; Cypriniformes; Danionidae
Gene: wnt8-2
Product: protein Wnt-8a ORF2
Source: RefSeq, marked reviewed
AACAUGCUGGAUGCAACUGGCUGACUUCCGUGAGAUUGGCAAUUACCUGAAAGUGAAGCACGAUCAGGCCCAGAAACUCGAGAUGGACAAAAGACGAAUGCGCGCAGGCAACAGCGCAGACAACCGCGUGACCAUGACAGACGCAUUCGGCUCCAUCGCCCGAACAGAGCUCAUAUAUCUAGAGGAUUCGCCGGAUUAUUGUGCCAAAAACCUGAGCCUUGGACUUCCUGGCACAGAGGGUCGGGAGUGCGUGCAACACGGGGAAAGUCUGUCUCAAUGGGAAAGGCGAAGCUGCCGCAGACUGUGCCAUGAGUGCGGUCUGCGGGUGGAGGAAAGGCGCACGGAGGUCGUUAGCAGCUGCAACUGCAAGUUUCAUUGGUGCUGCACUGUAAAGUGCGAGAACUGCUCCCAGGUCACUGUCAAACACGUCUGCACCCGCAGACACGGAAGCCAUGGUCAUAACAGGCGUAGACCUCGAGGACCAAAAUAAAACACGCCUAAAACUGUUUUAUUCGAAGAAUACCUGCACUUUUUCUUGUUUGCCAUUUCUGUAAAUAUUGCUAUAUAUUAAAAUAUUUUAAACAAAUCA